AUGAUUGUGACUAUGCAAUUUGCCUUUGUCCUUCCGACUCUUUAUAUUUUGACAUUGGCGCCUCAGCUGGGCAUGAGACAGUCCAGUUUCGUUACGCAUUCGGUCAUCCUCGAGGUUCUAAUAUUUGGAAUCUUGGCUACGGUCGCGGGGGCCGAGCGCCUUGCAGCCGUCAGACCUGGCACUUUACCAAUCGAAGGCGCAAUUGGUAUCAUUCUUGCCGUUGCUUUCUGCAUAGGCUUCAUUGGAUACAAGGCUCUUCAUUUCAUCUGCCAGUAUAUCUGGAUUCCCAGUGGAAUAUCAAUGUUGAUACUGGUCGGCUGUGCAGGAAGUAAAUUAUCACACCAAACACCAGCCACUUCCUUUGGGGCUGCACCAUACCUGGCAACCAUCUCAAUCUGUGCAGCCAACAUGGCAACAUGGGGAACGAUUGUUGGAGAUUAUGCUUGCUAUAUGCCCCCACAGGCUCCACGGCUUCGUCUCGCCUUGUACUGCACGGCAUUUGGCGGCGCUAUACCUUCCAUUCCUUCGUGGACUUCAGCUUAUGCUGCAGGUGGUGUAGGAGGUGUACUGGGAGAAAUUCUCAUCUCUCGUCUGGGUGGAUUCGGCAGGUUCAUCCUCAUUCUUCUGGGCAUGUCAAUUGUCACCACGUCAGCACGUGAUAUGUACAGCAUGUCUCUGUUCACUGUCGCUGUUGUUCCGUGGUUAGGCAGAGUUCCGCGGGUGUUUAUUCUGUGUGGAGCAGCAGCUGUCAUGGUCGGUGUUGCCAUUGCAGCCUCGCGCUCGUUCCUUUCCACCCUAAGCACUUUGGUGAGCAUUGCAGGUUACAUGACGGGGCCUACAGUCUGCGUUUUUCUGAUUGAGUGGUUAUAUUUUCGUAAAGCAGACCCUUCGAAGUUGGAUCCAACUAUCUGGAAUGACGCUGCUGCACUUCCUUCAGGGAUCCCGGCAAUUAUUUCCAGCCUGGUUCCUUGGGCUCUCAUCAUCACAUCCAUGUCCACUGGUUGGUAUGUGGGGCCAAUUGCAAUGCGAAUUAGUGAUCUGGCAUAUGAACUAGGCACGGUGACUGCCGGUCUAUUAUAUUUUCCACUUCGGCUGUUAGAAGUUCGCUGGCUUGGACACGUUUGA
Molecule: messenger RNA, 1125 nt
Organism: Penicillium subrubescens
Lineage: Eukaryota; Fungi; Ascomycota; Eurotiomycetes; Eurotiales; Aspergillaceae
Exons: 3
Coding region: 1-1125 (374 amino acids)
Biological process (GO): transmembrane transport
Cellular component (GO): plasma membrane
Molecular function (GO): transmembrane transporter activity
Source: RefSeq, a predicted model, not a curated record